CGAGGCGGCGGCGCCGCCAUUUUGUGCUGAAGCUGCCUCAGGAUGGAGUCGAGAGCAGAACCGGAGCUGCCCGCCGCCCCCCGAGCCUUCAAACUCGCCGCCCCGCCACGGAGCGCCGCUCCACACGCACCUCCGCAUCGCUGGCAGCGCUGAACGGCGCCAUGGAACACAGCGGUCGCGAACGCGCCGGCCCCGGCUUGGGAUGGGCCCGGUUGGGCCUGGCCGCGGCCUGGCCGAAGCUGGCGGGGCCCAACGCGGCGCCCGCGGGCGGCUCGCCCCAGCCGAGCCCGCCCUUCUCGUGGCUGCGGGUGGUGUCGCAGCUGCUGUCGCCGCUGCCCGCCCUCCUGCAGCGGCUGCUGCCCGGCGCCGCGCUGAGCUCCGCGCUGUGCCCCGCCAAGGCACCGCCGCCGCUGGUGCUGCUGCCGAAGGCGGACACCUCGCUGGACUGGGUCGAGGAGGAGCCCCUGGAGAAGCGGCCGGAGGGCGGCCCGGAGCCCCCGGCAGGGCUGUGGGAAGCCGGGUUGGUGCGGAGCGGCCUGGGAGCCCUUCCCAUGGACUGGUACGUGCUGGGCUUGGAGCAGGGCAAGAGCCACCUGCCCCAGCCCCUGCGAGCCGAGGGCUUGCCCGAGGCUGAGUUCCUCCGCAGCAAGCGCCUGGCGUUCCUCCAGCGCUGGCAUCUGCCCGUGCCGGACCCCGACCAUGGCUACCACAGCCUGGAGGAGGAGCAGCAGCAGCAGCAGCACAGGGGUGUCCGCCGAGAAAUGGGGGAGCAGCGCGGCGAUGCUGGGGAUUUGGAGCAGCCCGAGGAUGCAGGGAGACAGCCUGGAGGCGUCCCCGUGGAGCAGGAGGGGCUCCGGGAUGCGGCUGAGGAGGGAGAAGCCUUAGCUGAAGAGGAGGGUGAGGACUCGGAAACAGAGCAAAACUUCCCGAUUUCCACCAGACCUGCCUGUGCGAAUAAGUUAAUCGAUUAUAUCAUCGGAGGAGUAUCCAGUGGGGAGGAGAGUGAGGAUGAGGAAGACUGGGAUGAUGAUGAUGAUGAUGAUGGGUUUGAUAGCGAAGACCUGCCCUCGGACUCAGAGGCCGACAGCCAGGACGGGGAGAGGCUUCAUCUGUGGAAUUCCUUCUACAGCUUGGAUCCCUACAACCCUCAGAAUUUCACAGCCACCAUUCAGACGUCUUCCAGCGAUCCGGGAAAGGUAAUGUCGGACAUGGAGGAGGAGGAGGAGGAGGAGGAAGACUCGUGGGCAGAGUCCUCUGAGGGCUCUCCUAGUUCCGAGGAGGACGAGUGGGACUGUGACAGCGUGGAUGAGGCAGAAAGCUUGAAACUUUGGAACUCGUUCUGUAGCUCGGACGAUCCCUAUAACCCUUUAAAUUUCACGGCGGCCUUUCAGACAGCGGAGAAAAAAGGGACGCCGCCGGGUUUCGAAGGGGCAGAGAGGCCGAGUUCUGUCACUGCUGAGCACUUCGCCGUGUGUAGGCUGCAGCUGGAGAAACACAACUGCGGGGUCACUGACUUGGGGCAGCGCGGGAUUCUGUGCGGGGAGAAAACUGCGAAUUCCAAGCGGAAAAAGGUCACAUUCCUUGAAAAAGUGACUGAGUAUUACAUAAGCAGCGAGGAGGACCGGAAAGGGCCCUGGGAAGAGAUGGCACGGGAUGGAUGCAGGUUCCAGAAACGCAUCCAGGAGACUGAGGAAGCCAUAGGAUAUUGCCUGACCACAGAGCACAGACAGAGGGUAUUCCAUAGGCUCCAAGAAUCCCAUUCCCAGAGGACUGAUCCCUUCUAGCACCUUAAAACUCCUGGAAGUUGCCUGACCCUUUAAAUUAAUGAAACCUCUGAAUGACAAGUGGCAGCUGCAUGUGCUGAAAUGGGGAGAAAAAGUGGGAUUUUCCUUUUUCCCACUUGGAUAUUGAACAAACAAAUUCCCGUUUUGCUCUCCAGAUAAAAUCCCUGGAGCUCCCUGAAGGGUGAGGGUGCUCUAAUUGCAUUCCUGUUAAUUAGCACUUGAGAGAACCAGACUGCUUGGGGUUCAAUCCAUUCCCAAAAAAUGCCUUUUCCUGCCAUACCUUGGGAAGUGGGGACUGUUCAGUUGGAUUUUUGCACUUUGGAAAAGAAAAGGAAAAAAAAAAAAACAAAAAAACAAAAAAAAGCAAAACCUAUUUUGAAGGAAAUAUUUAUGGGGUUCAUUCCCUGGAAUUGCAGUUUUGAUUUAAAAUUCCCUGAGGAAUGUGCUGGUGGGGGUUUUUUUUGUGCUUUUCCAUCUUUUCCACCUUCUCCAAAAGCCUCAUUUAUAAAAAUCUCUUCCCUUAAGGGAUUUUUUCCCUGCUUUUUGCAUGGAAUAAUCCAAUGUUGGAGUGUUCCUGGAGCUUUUUGAGGUGUGAUUAUUCCAGUCAGGAGCACUGGGGAGGCCUCUGGUGCGUCACAACCCCUUUGGUUUGAUUGAUUUGAAAUAAUUCCCUCCUCCAGGAUUAUUCCAGAGGGUUCUGGCUGCUUGUGCACCAAAUUCCUUGGCUUUUAGGGCAAGGAAAUGCCUCAUCCCAAUCGAUAAUUAAAGCUUCGAGGUACUUAAUGAGGCUGUGGAAGAUGCUUGAAUUUAGGGAGGAAAAUUCCCUAAUUAUUUAAUUAAUCUUUGCUGUAAUUCUGCUUUGGGAGAGGGUUUGAAAUGAAUUUUUAUAUCCAAUCUGCUUGUCCUGAUAAUUUGAAGGAGAAUUAUCUUGGGUUUAAGGAAAUUUAUGGCGAAAUUUUCCUAUUUUCUUUCCCAAAAAAUCAGUAUUAACUCUGUGUAUCUGCACUGGGGUCACUAAAAAACAUUUCAGUGGGAGGAGAAAACUCUUUAUUUAUAUUCCUAAUUUAAAAUAUUAAAUUAUUUUAGUCAAAAAUUGUUGAGGGGAAAAGGGGGAUUGGAGCUGGAGGUUGGUGUGGGAAUUUUCCAAGCAGCUCACACGAGGGAAUAAAACCAGAAAAAUUCCAAUGUUUGCACAAAGUUGGGUGAAUAAAUCAAUUAUUUGUUCAGCUGGCCAGAAUAAUUUCCCUUUUGUAGAGCAAAAACCUAACAAUGCUUUAAUUUUAUCCUUAAUUACUUCCAUUUUUAAUUUGGAAGAAAACUACGGGGAGAAAAUGAUUUAUUCCUGUUUUAUCCUGGCUUGAAAAAUCCCAGAAUUUUGGGAUUUAUCCUUUAAUUUUCUUGCCAGAAGUGGCUCUUUUGAGUUGAAAAAAUCACCUUUUUGUGGUGCCAGUACAACAUUUAGGGGAUUAAUUAAAUUAGAGUUGUGUGAAUUCGAAUGGAGCCCAAAUUCCAGCUGCAAAUGCCAUUUGCCAUCCCCAAAACAUUGGAUUCUCCUUUCCUCCAAAAAAAUUCUAAAUUGGAAUCACACCCUCAAAUCCUGAGAAAUCCACUUGGAAUUUCGGAGGAUUUUGCUCUCUCACUUUGGAUCUGCUUUUUAAUUUAGGGGAAAAGUGGAAUUCCAAGAGGAAAAAAUGUGUGGAUUUAUGGUCAGUGGCGCUGACAAUUCCAAGUGCUCCCAGGAAACCACACUACACUCAUUUUUCCAUGGAUCUCCCAGUUCAUUUUUUCCCAUGGAUCUCCCGAUUCCUGGGAUCUUUUGGGAACGUGGUGCUUCAGUUCUUUAUGGACAACUCGGAUUUCUUGGUGCUUGGGAGAACCUUGGGAGCGCUGGGAAUCGACAGCUGCCGAUGUUUGCUUGGAAAAACGGAGAGAUUGGAUCGAAACAAGGAACAGCUGCUGCUUCCAAAGGGCUGAAACCUUGGAAAAAAGGAGGGGUUUUAUCCAUCUGCAGCAUGUCCAGCAUUCCCACUGCUUGGAUGAGCUUUCCCCCCCCCCCCCUCCAACCUCCUGGUUUCCAGGUAAUCCAGCGGGAGAUGGAAUGGAAUGGACACAAAAUCCAUCCCUGAGCAUCUCAGAGCUCGGCGUCCCCCUUUUUCCUUAUCAAAUCCCUUCAAAAGUGUGGGGUGAGGGGGUGAAAGCAACGCUUGGAGGGCUUUAAAUCAAAACUGUGAUCAGCAGAUUUUAUUUUUGUAUCGUUUCGGGAAAAGUUGGAUUUGGCUUUCUAUGGAUUUUCCUUGAUUUGUGGCGGCUUUGUUGGGUUUUUUCUACCUAAAGUUCUAUUUCUGUACAUAAGAAACUAUUCAGGACUAAUCUGUGCGUUGUAAUAAAGAGAUUUGCAAGAUAAA
Molecule: messenger RNA, 4189 nt
Organism: Corvus hawaiiensis (hawaiian crow)
Lineage: Eukaryota; Metazoa; Chordata; Aves; Passeriformes; Corvidae
Gene: PPP1R15B
Product: protein phosphatase 1 regulatory subunit 15B
Exons: 2
Coding region: 162-1784 (540 amino acids)
Biological process (GO): response to endoplasmic reticulum stress
Cellular component (GO): endoplasmic reticulum; protein phosphatase type 1 complex
Molecular function (GO): protein phosphatase regulator activity
Source: RefSeq, a predicted model, not a curated record